Messenger RNA from Sodiomyces alkalinus F11, 608 nucleotides. Its product is annotated as NADH-ubiquinone oxidoreductase 9.5 kDa subunit. The record is from RefSeq and is a predicted model, not a curated record. Bases 12 to 248 code for a protein of 78 amino acids. The transcript has 2 exons. NCBI's taxonomy places the organism in Eukaryota, Fungi, Ascomycota, Sordariomycetes, Glomerellales, Plectosphaerellaceae.
AGUCGCCGAAAAUGACGUAUACAACCCCCCGAUUCUGGGCCGGCCCCAUCAAGUAUCUACGCUGGGCGUCUCGCGAGCGUCCCGCCUACUUCUGGUCCGUCGUCAUCGGCGCCACCGGCCCCCUUCAGCUAGCUCUCGUUCCUCCCGUCAGGAGGUGGAUUGGAGAUGAGAACGCGCCUCGGAUUCCCGUGACCUAUCCCGUGCCCGAGGGCCCGAGGAAGCAAUUGACCGGCUACGACGACGAAUAAGACCUUUAUAAAGGAAAAAAACAAGAGGAAGAAUAGGAUUGUACAUAAGCUGGCGUUGGGGUUUUCUUCGCAAAAUGCGGACGAGGCAAAGGAGACACGGAGCCAGAAGAGGUGCGCCGCAAUAGGCAUGCCGGUCUUCCAAGACUUGCGACAAGCUUCUAGCCGAAGCAUUUCAUUUACAUGUACGAAGUACAUAACUAUGCACCUUAUCUACCUAUAGCACGAAUUCUCGAUUCCUCUCUCCGCGCGAAAACGAUCCGGUACCAUGCCAUCCAUCACGACUUUUUGACAGAAUACGACGGGAGAACACCUGCCCAAUAUUUUCCCUCUCUUUAUAUAUCAUAACGAUGACGCCCUCCU